Vitis vinifera (wine grape) is the source of this 2082-nucleotide messenger RNA. Its product is annotated as protein STRICTOSIDINE SYNTHASE-LIKE 5. Gene Ontology annotation, biological process: biosynthetic process. The transcript is spliced from 4 exons. Bases 695 to 1834 code for a protein of 379 amino acids. Lineage: Eukaryota; Viridiplantae; Streptophyta; Magnoliopsida; Vitales; Vitaceae. Gene Ontology annotation, molecular function: strictosidine synthase activity. The record is from RefSeq and is a predicted model, not a curated record.
ACCAUGAAUUGCAAGCAAAAAUCAGUUGAAAGGUGACUCAUUUCCUGGUCUGGGAACUUCCCCACAAACCCAACUUGUUAAAACCUCCACACCACCAGCAAAACCAGACCAAACUCCCAUCUCUGCAAGCAUCCCAUAUUUUUCUCCACAAUGUGUUUACUUCCCUCAUUUUCCCACACCAAAGGUUUCCCAAGAAAACCCAGCCUGCAAAACCCCUAAAACAGCAAGAAAAUGUAGCUACAAAGAACACAGAUCCAGAUCAACUCACCCAAAACCCACACUCAAGGAAAAAAGAGAAAAUACCCGUCAACAAAAAAGAACAAGCAAACAAACAAAAAAUUCACCAAAACCCCUCAACAUUAUCCAAGAACAACACACAAAACCACCAUACUAGUUUCAGAGAAGAACAACACUCUUAUUACAAGUUUACCGGCAACCUGUAACUUAUUUCUUUUUUUUCUUUUUUUCUUUUUUAAAUACAUAAGCCAGUUGGGCGGUCCGGAUUGAACCACCUUCAUCCAAUAGCCAAAAAUGUUUUUUCGAUAGGUACCGAAGUAGUACCAUAGAAUUUUCCAAGAUUUUUAUAUGCUCUUGUUUUUUAAAUCAAGCAGGUUUGCCCUCUUCACUGCUUUACUCCUACAGGUUGCUGGUCCGUUUUCAUCUUCUUCUUCUGUCAUUAAGUUCGGCGCCACCAAUGGCAGACUCAACGCCUUCUCAGAGUAGCAUGGAUCGGAGAAGCUCAUCGUGGCCUUUGGGUCUUCUCACUUUGAUCUUGGCUCCAGUUGCAGCAGCCAUGCUUCUCUACCAACUCGACCCCUAUGACCCAGCUCCUGUCCCCAUCCACGAGUUUUCACAGCAACCCAUGGUCGUGCCCAAGCUCAACCCUCGCAUGCUACAAGGAUCGGAGAUGAUUGGGGUUGGGAAGCUUUUGAGUCCAGAGGACAUUGCCUAUCAUCCCGACUCACACCUCAUCUAUACCGGUUGUGAUGAUGGCUGGGUCAAGCGAAUCACCUUGAACGAUUCCAUGGUACAGAACUGGGCUUUCACCGGAGGACGACCCCUCGGCGUGGCUCUCGGCCGCCACGGUCAACUUGUUGUCGCUGAUGCCGAAAAGGGUCUAUUGGAGGUAACUGCAGACGGUAUGGUGAAGACGUUGACCGAUGAGGCUGAGGGUCUAAAAUUCAAGCUAACUGAUGGUGUGGAUGUGGCGGUUGAUGGCAUGAUUUAUUUCACAGAUGCUUCCUAUAAAUAUGGCUUGAAAGAACAUAUUCGGGACAUUUUGGAGGGUAGGCCCCAUGGUAGACUAAUGAGUUUUGACCCAUCAACUAAAGAGACCAAAGUGCUGGUUCGCGACCUGUUCUUCGCUAAUGGAGUUGUCGUCUCACCUGAUCAAAAUUCUGUGAUAGUAUGUGAAAGUGUCAUGAGAAGGUGCUUAAAAUACCACAUACAAGGUGAAAGAAAAGGAUCAGUGGACAAGUUCAUUGAUAAUUUACCGGGUCCACCUGACAAUAUCCUAUACGAUGGCGAAGGACAUUAUUGGAUUGCAUUGCCUAUGGGAAACUCAUUGGCUUGGGAUUUGGCAUUGAAAUAUCCUUGGAUCCGAAAGGUUGUGGCAAUCAUGGAGAGGUACAAAGUAAGGCCUCAUAUAGAGAAAAAUGGAGGGGUUUUGGCUGUUGAUUUGGAAGGAAAACCAACUGCAUAUUAUUAUGAUCCUAGUUUGUCAGAGGUUACAAGUGGAGUGAAGAUUGGGAAUUAUUUAUAUUGCGGUUCCAUUACAAAACCCUACAUGAUCCGCCUUGAUCUUCAUCAACAUGCUGCGCGUGCCACCAUGUGACUGAGCGAGUGGCCCUUGUCGAAAUCAUGGAGAUGCAAAGAAAAAGUUCUAAUUAAGGAAAGUCGACAUGCAGUUUUUAGAAGAUGGUCCUAAUAACAAUGGAGGAAGACUAUGGUAUGACAUGGAUCAACUACCAAAGUCCCUCUUAGAAAUGUUGUGUGGGGUUGAAUUGAUUGUAAAUCCUAUGAAUUGCAAUGGUUGAUUGGCUGCAAAUCGUAUGAUAGGGUCCAUCCCAAAGUUCAUGCAAA